Molecule: messenger RNA, 822 nt
Organism: Pseudoliparis swirei
Lineage: Eukaryota; Metazoa; Chordata; Actinopteri; Perciformes; Liparidae
Gene: micos10
Product: mitochondrial contact site and cristae organizing system subunit 10
Exons: 4
Coding region: 380-607 (75 amino acids)
Cellular component (GO): MICOS complex; mitochondrial inner membrane; mitochondrion
Source: RefSeq, a predicted model, not a curated record
GUGACAUGCAUAGGUUUAGAGUAGACAGUAACUACUGGAGCUGAAUAGCUGUAUUUCCCCGCAUGAUGACGAGUUUAAGCCGCUUGGAUCUUAAUGCAUCGCGAGCCUUGCAAGAGUGUCGUGAUGCUGCGUUCCAGUAAACCGGUAUAAAUUAGUUUUAACUUCUUUAGGAUGUGUUUACCCCACUAAUAUGUAAUCAGCAACAUCCAGUAGAUGACGUCGGACUGUCUACCUCUGGUGGCCUAAACCCACUGCACGUUGUCACGUUCCCCUGAGUUUUAAAUCUUAAGAAUCCUACAUUUCCGACAGUACGCGAAGGCAGCACCCAACCGAAGCUGCAUUAGACAUUUCCAGUUUGUCAGAGAAGCUAACGUUCAGCAUGUCUGAAAAGGAGCUGGGGAAAAAGUGGGACCGGUGCUUGGCAGACGGUGCCAUUAAACUCGGCACUGGGCUGGGGUUGGGAAUCGUUUUGUCUGUUCUGUUCUUCAAACGGCACACUUGGCCGAUUUCCUUCGGCUCUGCAGCGGGACUUGGCAUGGCGUACGGCAACUGUCAGAGCGACCUGAGGUCCUCGUAUCUGCUGCACAGAAGCGAAAAGGAGCAGUAGCUGCAAGCCAUUGAGGGACUGUCGUAUUUUUUAUUAUUAUUUUUAUUUCUUUAAACCAUUUUGUUUUGCCCGUGGGAGAGUCGCCAUUUGCACUGUUCUACAGCGAAGAGAUCCCUGUUGAACCUUCCAUCCUAGAAUGACUGUAAGAUUGUAUGUGCCCGUUUGGGACAGUCUGUGUAUAUUUAAUAAAAUAAUCUCAACAUCAACAACAAAAU